This is a messenger RNA of Herpailurus yagouaroundi (jaguarundi), 1329 nucleotides long. It is a transcript of the gene FAXDC2, whose product is annotated as fatty acid hydroxylase domain containing 2. Gene Ontology annotation, biological process: lipid biosynthetic process. Gene Ontology annotation, molecular function: iron ion binding; oxidoreductase activity. The transcript has 9 exons. The record is from RefSeq and is a predicted model, not a curated record. Lineage: Eukaryota; Metazoa; Chordata; Mammalia; Carnivora; Felidae. Bases 134 to 1132 code for a protein of 332 amino acids.
ACUCGAUCACCGAAGAGCUGCCAGGAUGGGCGGUGCAGUGACAGCCAGCAGCCGCUUAGGUAGGGGCUGAAGGCAAGAGAGGGAAAGCCUGAGCUGUGACCUCCGCGGAGCUGGGAAUCGGCCCGUUGCGCAGAUGAAGGGAGAAGCCGGAAGUAUGCGACAGGAGAAGCCCAAACAGGAGGAACGCAUCUGGGGCUCCAUGAAGGAGGCGGCUUUCAUCCUGGGCUCUGGCCUUCUCUUGCUUGUGGCCUUCUCGAACUUGGUCUCAGGGCAACUUCAGAGAUUUUGGGAUGCUUCUGGCUGUUUUCAGCAAGCCCAAUGGGAGAGGCUCCUGUCUACAUUCGAAGGGAAGGAGUGGAUCCUCUACAUUAUAGCUACCAUUCUAGUACCUGCUCUGCUUUUCUGGAGCUUCAACGGGCUUCUGCUGGUGGCUGACACAGCCAGAAAACCGAACUUCAUCUCCCGUUACCGAAUUCAAGUUGGCCAGAAUGAACCAGUGGACGCCACGAAACUACGCCAGUCUAUGCGCACAGUUCUCUUCAACCAGUGCAUGAUAUCUGUCCCCAUGGUGGUCUUCCUCUAUCCCAUCAUCAAGGUGCGGGGAGACCCCUACCGCCGAGAGCUACCCACCUUCCACUGGUUCCUUCUGGAGCUGGCUAUCUUCACUCUGAUUAACGAAGUCCUGUUCUACUACUCACACCGGCUCCUUCACCACCCAACAUUGUACAAGAAAAUCCAUAAGAAACACCAUGAGUGGACAGCUCCCAUUGGCGUGAUCUCUUUCUACGCCCACCCUAUCGAGCAUGUGGCCUCCAACAUGCUGCCAGUGGUACUGGGUCCCAUCCUAAUGGGCUCCCACUUGUCCUCCAUUGCCGUGUGGUUUUCCUUGGCCCUCAUCUGCACCACUGUUUCCCACUGUGGCUACCACCUACCUUUCCUGCCUUCACCUGAAUUCCAUGACUACCACCAUCUCAGGUUCAACCAGUGCUACGGGGUGCUGGGGGUGCUGGACCACCUCCAUGGGACUGACACCAUGUUUAAGCAGACCAAGGCCUACGAGAGACACAGACUCCUGCUGGGCUUCACUCCACUGUCUGAGAGCAUCCCGGAUCCCUCGAAGAAGAUGGAUUGAGAGAGGGCCCAAGUGCCACCUUGGCUGUCCCCCUCAGUGGACUGCUAAGGUGGCCCGAGGCGUGCUGAUUGUAUCUAACUCGCUCCUUCAGCCAUGCAGUUUCUUUCUGUCUUAUUUUACAGGUUUAUUUAUUUUUGAGAGAGAGAGAGAGAGCCAUGAGCAGGGGAGGGGCACAGAGGGGGACAGAGGAUCCGAAG